AUGACGUCAUCAUCAUUCAUCAACGCCAUGCGGCGGUUCAUUGCCGUCCGAGGUAAAGUUUCGGAGUUCCGCUCAGAUUGCGGUAGUAAUUUUGUAGGAGCGGUCAAUGAGCUUGGAAUUCACUCUAUCAACAUGGGAGAUCCUCAAGUGAAAACUUACCUGGACACCAACAACAUGAUCUGGAGAUUUAAUCCUCCCCAUGCAUCUCACUUCGGCGGAGUAUGGGAGAGAAUGAUAGGAAUAGCCCGACGCAUUCUCGACGCGAUGCUUCUUGACGUCAAAGAUGGACAGCUGACAGAUGAAGUGCUAGCGACUUUCAUGGCCGAGGUUGCUGCUAUAAUGAAUUCUAGACCUUUGGUUGUUGUUUCUUCGGAUUGCGAGAUGCCUCAUUUGCUGUCGCCAGGAAAGUUACUUACUCAGAAGACCACUGACGACAUAAUCGUCCGGCAGGACUUAAGUAUCAAGGAUAUGUACCGCUCGCAGUGGCGAAUGGUCCAGGUCAUGGCGAACACGUUUUGGAAACGCUGGAAAUCGGAAUUUCUGUUUGCUCGACAAGCUCGUUCUAAGUGGAACUUAGAGACUGUUAAUCAUAAAGUGGGUGAUGUUGUGUUUCUCCGGGACAAGGAAUGUCCCCGUCUUUCGUGGCCGACUGGUCUUGUUACCAAAAUCUUUCCGAGUGAUGACGGACUAGUGCGUAAACUAGAGAUCCGGGUUGUGAAAGAAGGAAAACCUAGCGUUUUCAUUCGAUCCAUUUCGGAAGUGAUUCCGCUACUUGAUUCCUGUGAAUAA
Ylistrum balloti is the source of this 789-nucleotide messenger RNA. RefSeq lists its product as uncharacterized. The coding region runs from base 1 to 789 and encodes 262 amino acids. The record is from RefSeq and is a predicted model, not a curated record. NCBI's taxonomy places the organism in Eukaryota, Metazoa, Mollusca, Bivalvia, Pectinida, Pectinidae. The transcript has a single exon. Gene Ontology annotation, molecular function: nucleic acid binding.